UCCCCCUUCACUUGCUCCUGCCUGUCAAUUCAAGAAGCCAGUCAACUUUAGGGACGCGGCUGAAGACAUUGCUCAUUUCAGUUAAGAGGACAACACCUCUCUCCCACGCAGGUGAACUUUAAAGUCCUUUUUUCCUAACUCCUUUGCUCUAUUAAACUCCAAAACAUGGAUAACGCUUUCAAAAACAUCUCUUUUUCUGAGGAUACCUCGGGCUAUGAGAACUUCACAGACGACUGGACAUCAGAUGGAGGGGAAACAGUGCAUUUCAUCAUUCGAUGCCUUAUCCCGUCGGUGUAUAUACUUAUAAUAACGGUUGGUUUGCUGGGUAACAUCACACUUGUGAAAAUAUUCAUCACCACCAGCGCGAUGCGAAGUGUGCCCAACAUUUUCAUUUCCAGCUUGGCCGUGGGAGAUCUUUUGCUUUUGGUCACUUGUGUGCCAGUGGACGCGUUCCGGUAUUUCUAUGAAGAGUGGAUCUUUGGAACAGUCGCUUGUAAGAUGAUCCCGGUGAUUCAGCUCACCUCGGUCGGAGUCUCCGUGUUCACUCUGACGGCACUAAGCGCAGACAGACACAAAGCCAUUGUGAACCCUAUGGACAUCCAGACCUCCAGUGCAGUAUUCUGGACCUGCUUGAAGGCCAUCACUAUAUGGGUUGUCUCAGUGCUGCUGGCUAUCCCCGAGGCUGUCUUCUCGCAGGUGGUUCAUAUGCCAGACAAGAAUAUGACAUUUACUGCCUGUGUGCCAUAUCCACUCUCCAAUGAGAUGCAUCCUAAGAUACACUCAAUUAUGAUAUUCCUCGUCUACUUCCUCAUCCCUCUGAUCAUUAUCUCUGUCUACUACUACCACAUUGCUAGGACACUUAUCAAGAGUGCUCACGAUAUGCCGGGUGAGAUUAGUGAGCACUCCAAAAGACAGACAGAAACAAGGAAGCGUCUAGCCAAAAUUGUUCUGGUGUUCGUGGGCCUUUUUGCACUGUGCUGGUUCCCCAACCAUGUUCUCUACAUGUACCGGUCCUUCAACUAUCGGCAGAUCGACUCUUCGCUAUCACACCUCAUCAUCACGCUUGUGGCGCGCGUCUUAAGCUUCUCUAGCUCCUGCGUUAACCCUUUUGCCCUGUAUCUGUUGAGUGAGAGCUUCCGAAGGCACUUCAACAACCAGCUGAUGUGCAGGCAGCGCAAAUACGAGGAGCGCAACACCAGCUACCUCCAGAGCACCUCUGCUAUUCGUAUGACCUCCAUCAGGAAGAGUACACCCGCUGCAGCCAACGGACACGGCCAAAAAAUGGGAGUCUGCAUUUAGCAUCUAUUCUCAGAACUGUGGUUUACUAAGACCCAGAAGGAAUGGUGACUUGCAUUUAAGUUUGAUUAAAGCAUUUGGUGACCCUGCUUGGUAAAGGGGAUGGUUAUUGAAGCAGGGAAGACAGAAGAAUUGCAGUUGUAAAUAUUGCAUGCAUGUUUUUUCAACAGUUACAGCUUUGCUAGAGCCUGCGAAGGAAAUUUGCUUUAUUUCUGAAACAUUAUUCUUAUUACAACCGGAAUGGAAUGGAUAUACCAAUGAUUAAAGGACUAAUUUCAUUUCUCCUGAACCCAAAUACAUUUUCUGUCUGUAUUAUAUAUCAAAUCUGUACAAAAUAUUGGAAUCAGAGUUUCCAUUAUUGUGUCAAUGUAAGAUUGCAUGUUUGCUUUUCAGAUUAAUCAUAUUUCCAUUUUCACCCUAGGCUUUGGCUCCAGCCAAAUGAUUAAAACUUAACGUUUAUCGAUGGGAAGUGCACUUACUACAGUAAUUGAAUGUUUUGUGAACAAAGUAAGCAGUUUUGAUUUCACCAAUGGAAUUAAACAGAGAGUUUAUUGUCAAGAAUAUUAUGGAGAUACUCCUACAAUCAUCUACUUUGCCUAUGGUCGCAUUCUGUUUCUCAUACAAACACAUUAUAUUCAAUUUAGGAGCAACAGGAGCAUAGACAUGGCUCUUUCCAGUGAAUGUUAAUGCCUACGAUGAUAGAUCAGACAGGUCGCACAAUCAAGGGUAAACUGUGGUGAUUUGAUUAAUAUAUGCAUAAAGAGAUUAGGAUUCGACAUGAAUUUCAAUUUCUCAGACAUAAUUCCCUGUGCCUUUCAAUAGGCUAUGUAAGUCAUAGAGAUACCAAGAAAAAAAAAAAAAGAAUAAAUAGCACCAAUAGCAGCUGCAUACGCUUUAGAUUCAAAAUAUAUACUGUAUUAUCUUCUUUAUCAUUGCAUUACAUCAUUGUUUUAUGACUGCUGAGAACAUCGGAAAUUAAUGUAUUUGUUAUGGAGUGCGCUGUGUUCAUAUCAAUUGGUGUGGAAUAAUAAUUCAGUUGUGAGUUGAAAACAUUGCCUACAUCUGCAGUUGUGACAUCAGAAAACAAGACUGUAAAUUCAACAGGCAGCCAAUCUUUAAGCUAGGUUUUGAAACUUUCUUGAGGUCCCAAAACGGCAAAGAAGCAGCAUCUAACCUUGACAUGAUUUCAUUUCCUAAGUUUAGUGAUCUCAGUACCUUGUAGUCCCACAGUAGAAUCUAAUUAAUAUUUUUAAAUAAGCACUGAUCAUAUGCAUCAAACAGUGAUGAGCACCAUUCAGAACUAAAUUUAAAAUAUUAAUCACAGAAAACAGUAAAUAGCAGUUUUACAGCAUCUCAAACUGAAGUGAAAAGGCUGGAGCGUCAAACUUUCCUCCUCAAGCACUGAUUGACUGUUCCACAGAAGCAGGAUCAAAAUGUAAUUCAGGAUGAUUGAUUAAACAGGCUCUGUACCCAUUUCCCAUGUACUUUAUUGGUUUUCACUGUGAGAGUAAAUUAAACAUAUGGAUUAACUUAAAUAGCACUGCUAUAUUGGAUCAAGCAAAGUUCAACCAAAUUGGUCAAUUAUCUCUUAAGGGAUACAUGCAAAAAUAGCAGUAAAAGGAUAAGAGCAAUCCAUAAGAUAAUAAAUAAAUGUAGGACUGCUGAGAUAAUUCAUACUUUGCAGUUAUCUGUGUACAGUGAUUGACGUGACUAGUUGUUAAUUUGAAGUUCUACAUUAAGCAUUGCUUUCAUAAACAAUAAGGAUUAGUGGUCAACAGAAAUGGGGUUUCAAUGGCCAAUAUACUGUAAUAUAUAGAGAGCAGGAUAGCCAGUGGAUAAUAAAAUGCCAAAAAAUGCAAUUUAAUGAUAGCAAAUAGGACACUUAUUUUAAACAAUAUUGACAAAAAAAUUCAAUAAAGUAUGUUUGAGAACAUAAAAUGUGCACUAUCCAUUGACAAAGCUGUCAGUAGAUUUUGGAACUGACUGACACUAGUGACCACUUCUGUUAAUCAGACAAUCAGGUACAAUUAUAGGCAGAUGCCGACAAUCUCAAAAUGGCGAAAUGGAGUUAUAUGGAUGCAUUUCUCAUUAUACACUGUCAGACCAAAAGGUGCAAAAGUUGUACCUUUAGGGGUACAAAAGCUUGUCACUAAUGCAGUACCCUCAAUGGUACACCCACUGUGCCUUCUUUACACCUUAAGAUAGUAUUAUAUACCUUUUUGGGACAGAUAAAAUACAAAUACUGUACUUUUCGACUGACACGUAAAGGGUACAGUGGGUGAUCCUUUGAGUGUAUUGCUGUGACAAGCUGUUGUACCACAGAAGGUACCAUUUUUGCUAUUGUUUUCUAACACUGUAAUCAUGUCAACUCCUGUAACAGUGAAAUAAUGUCAGUUUUGGUAAGAUAGGCCUUGUGCUUCAACAUUUUCUUGAAAACUUUGGAGCCACUAUGACUCUGACAAAUGACCUCACAACAGAGUGGUUUAUUAUAUCCAAACGAAUAUCAAUUGCAAAAGUUAUGCGAUGAUUUUGUUCUCCAUGUAUUGUUAGUGUGCAGUUAAAUAACCUGACAGAUAGAUGUUACUAACUGGAACUGAGGAACUUUAUGAAGCUCAUUUAUGUAUUCUAAUGCCAUACUCACUGGCUCAGAACUAACUUCUGAUUUUCUGAUUAGACUGUUAUCUGCUUUUUACCUUUCCUUUCUCUUUUUUGAUAGAGAAAAUACAGGCAGAUGGGGACACAGAUUUGUAUUUGUAUUUUUUUUCAAACAGUGGCUAAAAAUACACCGCCUAGAAAUGCACAACCUAGGAAUGAUAGAUAGGCACUUUAACAUGAGGCCAUAGGGUCAGAGCCUCCUCUGCUCUUAAAUAGAAAGAGAGGGUUUAUUUUAUUUUAUUUUGGUUAUAGUUCAAAGCACAGGUAUGGUUGGAUAUUAGACAUCUUAUCUAAUAUAAAUUCAAACAUGCAAACUGACUAUAACAGUGAACGGCUCUGACUGUCUUUAAAAUCACAUCAGGCCCUUUUAAUUAAAUAGUACUGCUGCAUGACUCAAGGAGGAAUCUAAACAUAAUUUUUACACCCACUUACCUUUCUCACCAACUUUAUAAAAAAACUUGAUUAAAAAAAAUAUUAAGAUUUUCUUUUUUAAUUCAAGAGUUCACUCCAUCAUGGCCAGCCCUAGCAUUUUGGGGGCCCUAAGCAGAUUUUCAAAAUGGGGCCCCCCUAUAAAUUGUGCAAAUAAACAAGUCUAUUUAUUUAAAAGCAUAAUGCUUAAAAAUUAUCAAUUGUAGUUCAUCAUUCAGGUAUAACUACUUCAGAAGUACAAAAAACGGCAACCACACAUCAUAUACACAAAUUAAUAAAUAUAUUUAAUGAAAUUCUGAGCAAAUGAAUAAGAAAGAAUUAAAUUACCAAAUUAAGGUAUGGUACAGAACAAUUGCUGUAAAUAGUGGCAUAUGGUAUUUGCACCCUGGUGUAUAAUAAAACAGUAUAUAAUCUAAUAAGUAGGCAAUUGUGAUGGAACUUAACUAAAUCGCUGGCAGCGGGAAAAACAAACCUGAUGGGCCACAUCAUGGCACCCCAUCACUGUUGUCUUUAAAUGCUGAGAGCGGCUUUAGAGAGAGCGGUCUCUUCAGGUCCAGGAAACGUGUUACCGCGACCUAAAUUCGGCUGGCCUGUGAGAUGCCGAGCUGCUACAAAAAGCCGCCAACCACACGUUUCAGACUGGGAAAGGCGUGCGUGUGCCUGUCCACCCCUUCUCUGCACUGCCUAACCUUUAGUGAUCAUGACGAAAAUGCUGCAUUUAUUUUCAGUGAUAUCACGGUCCCCUUAGACACUUUGCGUUAUUUUUUAUUUAAAAUAAGUGACUUUCUGAUGGCGUGUACUGUAUAUCUUUACUUACAUAGAUUGAUUAUGGGGAAAUACUAAAAUUGGCUGAAGGUGGACUCAAACCCAGAUUGCCCAUACAACUACCCUGCUGUCUUAUUAAUGUCCCCACAUCAGGUCUUAGGCCGAGAGAGGUCAAAUUCACAUACUUAUGUCUCCAUGUCUUUUCUUCAAAGCUUUUUUAAUAGUUUUGACAGUUUCCAUCAGACUAUUGGCAUGCAUAUAGCUGGUCUGUGCACCUAGUGCUCUUUUCACUUAUUGCAAAUAAUUAUAUGGCUAUACUAAACCAGUGGUAGGGGAGCCCCUGGUGGCAGCGGAGGCCCUAUACAGCCGCAUAUUCCGCUUAUUAGGCAGGGCCGGCUCUGUACUCCAUGGACUGAUAUAUAAUGAAAUGUUAGUUGUUUUUACAAUGUGCAGGUUUCCUAAUUAUUUCUUGUAUUUGAAAAAUACAAAAACACAAAAAAACAGCCGCUCUGCAAAUUCUGUCCAUUUUACAGACCAUAAUCUGUUCAGUAACAGAUACAGUUAACCUUAUUAUUAAUAACAUUGCUGAUGAGUCACUUGAAAGCCACAUGUUAGGAAAUUUGGAGACAUAUUUUAUCACCAUCUCCCAGAUUGGAAUAGCAAUUUCACUUUAUUUGCCACACAGCAAAGUGGGAAUAAAAUAAUUGAUGCCAAUAAUUGUUUAUCAAAUAUAAAUCAGUGAAAAAUAUAAAAAGGCAAAGUACUGCUGCAUUAGAGUUUAAAACCAUGAUAAGACUGAGCAGACUGUAAG
Molecule: messenger RNA, 5956 nt
Organism: Myxocyprinus asiaticus (Chinese sucker)
Lineage: Eukaryota; Metazoa; Chordata; Actinopteri; Cypriniformes; Catostomidae
Product: neuromedin-B receptor-like
Exons: 3
Coding region: 166-1299 (377 amino acids)
Biological process (GO): G protein-coupled receptor signaling pathway
Cellular component (GO): membrane
Molecular function (GO): G protein-coupled peptide receptor activity
Source: RefSeq, a predicted model, not a curated record